This is a messenger RNA of Gambusia affinis (western mosquitofish), 3103 nucleotides long. RefSeq names its product leucine-rich repeat-containing protein 3-like. Gene Ontology annotation, cellular component: extracellular matrix. Gene Ontology annotation, molecular function: protein binding. Bases 329 to 1192 code for a protein of 287 amino acids. The transcript has 2 exons. The record is from RefSeq and is a predicted model, not a curated record. Lineage: Eukaryota; Metazoa; Chordata; Actinopteri; Cyprinodontiformes; Poeciliidae.
UGAGAGAGGAGGAGAAGGAAGAGCAGGAGGAGGAGGAGGGAGAGUUUGCCCCACAUCUUCACAGCUAAAACUGCCUCCGUCGCCGAGACAGUCCGAGAUGGAGCCGUCUGUGGGCAACAGAGCGCAGCGUUUCCACUCAUGGAUCCACGCAGAAAAGGAGGAUUUUGGUGAAAAGCGAAUAUAAACUACAAACGGAAUCCGAAAUUAACCCCGCUUUCAUCCACCAUAUGGAGUUAAACUUCAUAUUAAACUAUUUUAAAGGUUCUCCUGCAGCAACAGCCUGAGUCUGAUUGGGAACUAAUGUGUGUCAUGGGGAUAUGGUGAGGCGAUGUGCACAAGCUUGUGUGAGAAGAGAUGUGGCGCUGUCAGUGGAGGAAGAGGAAGAGGGACAGGUGAAAAGCUGGAUCUCAACUCAUGGCUGUGCAUGUCACUCUUGUUCUCGACCCUGUGGGGUCAAGCAACUCCGCAGUGCCCGGACAGCUGCCACUGUGCCUGGGAAACGGCCACCGUUUUGUGCUCGGACGCAGGGCUUCGGAAAAUCCCAGAGGGGAUCCCACCGGAGACGGUUUCCUUACACCUCGAGCGCAACUACAUCCGGAACAUCCCAGAGAGUGCCUUCAGCCACCUGGUCCACCUGCGGGACCUCUAUCUGUCCCACAACCGCAUCGACUCUCUCUCCUCCGGGGCCCUGCGGCAUCUAGGACCCGACCUGCGCCUGCUGGACCUCUCGCAUAACCAGCUGAGGCAGGCCAGCAGGGAGGAGUUUGGGUCCACUCGCGCCAAGACGCGGCUCUACCACAAUCCCUGGCACUGUGAUUGCACCCUGCAGGAGCUGAUGGAGACUCUGAACCUGGAGCCCGAGACCGUGAAUGGAAUCAUCUGCGAGAGUUCCGUGCGGGGCGUGGGUGAGGGGAGCCGGUGGGAGGACCCAGGAUCACCAGGUGAGCACGCAGGUCAACCGCUGGUCAAGCUGUUGGACUCUGGGGUGAACUUUUGCAGCCUGCAGAGGAAGACCACGGAUGUAGCCAUGCUAGUGACCAUGUUUGUGUGGUUCUUCAUGGUCAUUGUGUACGUUGUGUACUACGUCCGUCAGAACCAGGCUGAGGCCCGGAGGCAUUUGGAGUACCUGAAGAGUCUACCCAGUCCACGAAAGACCCCUACAGAGACAGACACUCUGAGCACGGGUUUCUAAGCUGAAUGCUGUUAAAACUUAACACUAAGAUGCCAUAUUUAUGGAACGUGACUCUGAAAUGCUGAGAGAAGUUACUGAAGUUACCAACUAUGGAGGAAAUGAAGCUUUUACAGCUGUUUGAUUAUUCCUUUAUAUUCUUAUUCUUAACAUUUAUUUUCUUAUGGCGUUUUUGUUUUUCAGUUUUAGUACAAAAUUUUACAUAUUUUUCAACUUGUACUAUCUGCACCAGUAGAGGAGAGGAAAAGUUAUAAAGCGCAGCAGGUAAAGAUAAGACAGGACUAUGUAUAGAGAAAGACUUUUUGAACUUAAUAACAUUCUGUCUCCCUUUGUAGCACCUCUUUUCUUCUUCCUCCAUGCCUUGUACUCUGCUCUUUUAUCUUUCAUUAGGUUCUAAUUAGGAGACGUUGACCAGCUGACCCCUAAUGAACACUUGAAAGGCACUAAUCAGUUGGAGUGUGUUUGUCAGGUGUGCAAAUUCAGUUGUGUGUCCUUUACAUGGUGUUUGCGUCAUCUGUAUGUGUGUGUGCACGCCUACACGUGUGUGUGUAUAUGUGGUGUUUUUAGGCACUGCCACUGCUAUUCUUACUUUGAAAGCCCUGAUUUUGCAUAAAUCCUUACCGGGACUUCAGUUUUAGACAAACACCACACUACUCAUCUAAAUUUACCCUGGAGAAGCUGGAGGGGAUGUGCUUUGACCUUGUGCUGCAGCAAACAGUUUUUGAAAUAUCUCAACAGAUGUAAUAAUCGGUACAAAGACAUUUUGAGCUGAGUUAGUGAAAGGAGUUGCUAUCUAGAGGUUUUGCUUUAGUUCCUAUUUGUCUUUGACCUACGGGAGUCUAAUUGUGCCACAUUUCAACAAAGAUCUCAAACAUGAAAUGAAGACUAAAAGGCAAAACAAAUACAUAAAUAUUUGAAGUAAGUACAACUGUCUUGAUAUACGUGACUAGAUGGAUUUUAGGUAUGACAUGGACAUUUUUUUGUUUUUUAAAUUAUCUUAUGGCUGUGGGACAUCUCUACCAGUCAAAGCCAGCAGUCUCAAAGUUUACAUGCUACAUAAGAAGCCACAGUGACAGUAUGAAGUAUUUUAUGGUGUACUAACGCGAAGAAAGCUUAAUUUGAUUUAAUAAUUGCUGUAAUAGUCAGAUCACAUUUCAACAUUUGACUUCACAUUCAAAUUGUGCUUUUCAUUUACUUACAUAAUUUUGAAUUUAAUAAAUUAUUGAAAUAUUUGAAUAAAUAUUGGUAAAUUGGAUUUAUCCGUUUCCAGGUUUAUUCUAAUAUGAAUAUGUAUCAAUAUAAUUUCAUGCUUCAUUUUCUUUCUUCAUUUUGGAACUUUUUGUUCUCCAUAGUUUACCACAUAGACUCUAUCAGAACUGACUCCAUUUUCAAAGACAGAAAAUAAUCUCCUCAUUUAUUAUUAAGAGUCAUUCAUUUUAUUGCAACAUAUUAGGCGAUCUGUGUAAAUUAAUGAAUUUCUUCUCCAGCUUUCUCUCCACACUGGAUUAACAGCCACAUUUGAUUGAUUUUUAUGAGGGUGUUACAAACAUACUUAUUGUACAAAUAACUCCUGUGUCCUCAAUGGGAUAUGUUAGUGUUGUAUUAAAAUAUUAAUGCUAUUCUUUUCCGCUACAAUAAGAGAUGUAAAAUAAAACUCCUUUUUAUUGGCAAUCAUAAAUGUAGAGAAAUGGUUCAAAAUAUGGUUUGACAUAAUAAAUAAAAUAAUCAAAAUUAUGUGUCAUGUUUAGCGGUGGUGGAGGUGAGGCAGAAACGCAGCUGAACCAGAUUGCAUGUAAAAUAUGAUGAAUUUAAUGGAGUAAACCAGAUCACAGGGAACGGGACGAGACAUAGACGUGACGAAUGACGUGGAUCCAACAAGACACAGAGACACAGGUGACACUAAAUACACAGAGG